CAGGCCGGUCGUGUCAUUUGGAGAUGAAAGUUCCGUGCGCGCUCAUGGCUGUCUGAGCGAGCUGAGGAGCUGUGACACCGGCAGAGGCGUGAAGAGCGACGACUCUGGACUUACCAUUAGCGGCUGAUCUCUCCAUUUGUAGUCCUUCUGUUCUUUGACUCAGAGCUAAACACAAACAGAUUAAAGAUGAUGACCAAACCAUUUGGAAAAAGCGCCGACGUGAGUGAGCUGGUGAGCUCCCUGGGCUGGCUGGAGGAGGAGGAGGACGGCAGCUCGCAGGACGGCGAGCAGAGCCCGGAGAUGCGGGGCCGCCACGGCUCGACCCUGGGGGGCCGGCUCCACGCCUGCACAGAACUGGGCAGCGAGGACAUGGAGGAGGAGGAGGACGAGGAGGAGGAGGAGAUGGGAGCGAGCGGCGAACACGCGCCCAAGAGGCGAGGUCCUAAGAAGAAGAAGAUGACCAAAGCCAGACAGGAGCGCUUCCGCGCGCGCAGGGUCAAGGCCAACGCCAGGGAGCGCUCCCGCAUGCACGGCCUGAACGACGCCUUGGAUAACCUCCGCCGGGUCAUGCCCUGCUACUCCAAGACCCAGAAGCUGUCCAAGAUCGAGACUCUGCGGCUGGCCCGCAACUACAUCUGGGCGCUGUCCGAGGUGCUCGAGAGCGGCCAGUCCCCAGAGAGCCACGGCUUCGUGGAGAUGCUGUGCAAGGGUCUGUCCCAGCCCACCAGCAACCUGGUGGCCGGCUGCCUGCAGCUGGGGCCCGGUCCGGUGAUGCUCAGCAAGCUGGAGGACAAGUGUGGCCCGGGGCUGGCCGGCGCGGGGGGCCCGGCCGGCCAGCCCCUCAGCUACCCGUCCCCGGGCCUGCCCAGCCCCCCCUACGGCUCCCUGGAGGCGUCCCACCUCCUGCAGAUGAAGGGCUUCAAGGGGCCCGCGUACGACCACCCCUCCCCUAACGAGUGCAGCAGCGGCACCCCGCCGUACGACGGGCCCCUCACCCCCCCCCUCAGCAUCAGCGGCAACUUCGCCCUGAAGCAGGAGGCCUCGCCGCACGAGUCGGAGAGGAACUUCACGCCCCACUCCGGCCACCACGCCCACUACCUCUCGUCCCACCACUACCCCACUCCCACGGCGGGCGGCCUGGCGGGGGGGCCUCCGGGACACCCGCUCUUUCAGGCUUCCCGCUACGAGCUGCCCCUGGACGUGGCCUUUGACUCCUUCACCCCCUCUCACCUGGUCGCCUCCCAGAUGGGCACCAUAUGAACCCAGAUGAACACCUGCAGUGACUCAGACUGCUGUAAAACACCGGCAGAGGUAAAGACUUUAUAGAGAUCAGUUUGCAUUUAUGUUGGUUAGUUGUCUGAGGAAGCACUGAGAGACUCAACACCUCGACUGAAUCUACCUGAUACAUGCACCCAUAACUUUCAAUACUUUAUUUAUUUUAUUUUAUUAUGAUUAUGUCUUGGUAUUUGCAUUAUAUCAUUUUUCUAAACAUGGCAUCCCGUCGGCCAAAUAUGAAACAGCUUUGUUGUCUUUAAACAGAGGGUUUGAACAUAAAGGUUUUGUGUCUCCAUGUGAAAAGAAACUGAUGAAAAACCCGUCCGUACUAAAUUGUGUACUGAAACAACAGCAACGCCUCUGGUCAUAAGGAAAGCAACACUUUUAUUUAUAUCUGUAUUUAAUAUUUAUUUUGAUAAUGUCUUCUCCUUUUUAUAUUCUUCUUGGCACGUUUUUUGUUCCAUUUUCUUCUGGGUUUGUUGUCAGACACUGGCAGCUCUACUGUAUUUAAAUUAUUUAUUUGAGGUCUUUCAGGUACGUGUUCAUGUGGUGUCACACGUUUUUGUCACACUGUACUUCUUGUAAAUAUUUUGCUGUUUCGCACUUAAUUGAAUAAAUAUUCUUAUAUUAUA
Messenger RNA from Betta splendens (Siamese fighting fish), 1907 nucleotides. RefSeq names its product neuronal differentiation 4 (gene neurod4). Bases 187 to 1260 code for a protein of 357 amino acids. The transcript has 2 exons. Gene Ontology annotation, molecular function: protein dimerization activity. The record is from RefSeq and is a predicted model, not a curated record. NCBI's taxonomy places the organism in Eukaryota, Metazoa, Chordata, Actinopteri, Anabantiformes, Osphronemidae.